Messenger RNA from Penicillium soppii, 1110 nucleotides. Its product is annotated as NAD(P)-dependent alcohol dehydrogenase. The record is from RefSeq and is a predicted model, not a curated record. The coding region runs from base 1 to 1110 and encodes 369 amino acids. Gene Ontology annotation, biological process: D-sorbitol catabolic process. Lineage: Eukaryota; Fungi; Ascomycota; Eurotiomycetes; Eurotiales; Aspergillaceae. Gene Ontology annotation, molecular function: L-iditol 2-dehydrogenase (NAD+) activity; zinc ion binding. The transcript is spliced from 3 exons.
AUGACUAUCAUGAAAGAUGCUCAGAGACCUAACCAGGCGUUUGUUCUACACCCAGGAGGCACAUUUUCAUUUGAAGAACGCAGCAAGCCCACACUCCAAUCUUCCCGAGAUGUUAUAGUCCAAGUUAUGGCAACAGGCCUUUGUGGUUCAGACGUCCACUACUGGCAGCACGGCCGGAUAGGGCGAUACGUCGUUGAAGACCCCAUAACGUUGGGCCACGAGUCAACCGGGAUUGUGAUCGAGAGCGGAAGCGACGCUCAAGGUGUAAAAGUCGGAGAUCGUGUCGCUCUAGAACCAGGAAUCGCCUGCAACACCUGCACCCAUUGCCGCAGUGGCCGCUAUAACCUCUGCCAGGCCAUGCGCUUCGCCGCAACGCCCCCAUACGACGGAACACUCGCCAGCUAUUAUCGCGUCCCCGCAGAAUGCUGUUUCAAGUUGCCACCACAUAUCUCCCUGCGAGACGGCACUCUGAUCGAGCCUCUCAGUGUCGCCGUGCAUAGCUGUCGGCUGGCAGGCAACAUGCAAGAGAAAUCAGUCGUCAUAUUUGGAGCCGGGCCGGUUGGCUUGCUCUGCUGUGCCGUUGCACGAGCAUUCGGCGCAUCAACAGUAGUCGCAGUGGACGUUGUUCCGGCUCGGCUAAGUUCUGCGGUCAAAUAUGGUGCUACGCACACAUACCAAAUGAGCAGCGAAGCGGCGGACAAGAACGCGGAGGACUUGUUGACUGCUGCAGGGCUGCAGUCGGGUGCUGAUAUUGCCUUGGAUGCGACCGGCGCAGAGCCCUGCUUGAACUGUGGUAUUUUCGCCCUCACGCAGGGUGGAACUUUCGUUCAGGUCGGCUUGGGAAACCCGAAUCUUUCCCUCCCAGUUGGUCAGAUCUGUGAUAAAGAGGUCGUGUUCAAAGGCAGCUUCCGAUACGGACCUGGGGACUUCGAAUUGGCUGUUGGAUUGCUGGAAUCACGUCGGGUCAGGCUGGAUGGCCUCGUCACUCAUGAGUUUCCUUUCGGAGAGGCGGAGCAGGCGUUCAAUAAUGUCGCCAGGAGAGUUGGGAUUAAAAGUGUCAUAUAUGGUCCAGGUGUUGAUGAAGAAGUUGCAAAUGCGGCUUCAGUAUAG